CAUACUCGGCUACUCGCAAUUCGCAAAAGUAUUGCAUUUCUCUCCCAGUCUCCAAAUUCAAACUCAAUGGUCACAUUUUUUAACUCCCUCACCUCCGCCACCGCCUCCGCCACGGACGAUCCUCUCUUACCAUUCCUCUGGAGUGUCAAGAAAGCUCUAGAAGGUUCCGGCGGUUCCAGCCAGAACCUGUUGAACUUACUAGGAGAUUGCAUUAGAAGCUUCAAGGAUAGCGAACAGUACCGAAACGACGUCAGAUUUCUCAAGAUUUGGCUCCUCUAUAUGGGUGUUAGUUCAGAUUUUGGAAGUGUUUUCAUGGAAAUGCUGAACUGCAAUGUGUGUACCAAAAAUGCUUCACUCUAUGUGUGGUCUGCAUGUUUCUUUGAGUUGAAAGGGAGGCUCCAUGAUGCCCUCACAAUCUAUCACCUUGGUAUUUCCAGGAAUGCAGAGCCAAUUGAGUGGUUGAAGAAGGCACAGGCAUUAUGUCACCAGAGAAUAUCUGAAACUUGGAAGGCUGCUGAAAGGCAGAAGAUUGAUUAUAAGGGAUCCACAGAGUUGGGAAACAUUGGCAUUAAUCCAUGGGAUUCCUCCAUUUUGGAAGACCUGAUGAAGAAGAUAAAUCCUACAAUUAAAAAAUUUUAUGGGUAUCACUUGAGCACUAAAUCUUAUACAGGAAAAGUGGCCUUAUCUACUUUGAAGAAUGCAUCAAGGAACAAAGUUAUAGAGAUAGGCGGGAGGAAGUACCAUAUCAAAGGUUGCGCUGGACAAGGUGGUUUUGCUCAAGUAUACAAGGCCUUUGUCAACAGUGAUCCAAAUGAUGUUGUUGCGCUAAAGAUACAAAAGCCAGCUUUCCCUUGGGAGUUUUACAUGUAUCGUCAGCUUGAUAUGCGGAUCACUGGCAGAGAAAGGUCAAGCUAUGGUUUGGCUCAGAGAAUUCAUCUGUAUGCAGACUGUAGCAUACUCAUCUGUGACUAUUUAGCUCAUGGAACGCUACAGGAUGUCAUAAACACAUAUGCGGUCCAAGGGAAACCCAUGGAAGAAGUUUUAUGUAUUUAUUACACGAUAGAAAUGUUACACAUGGUUGAAACUUUGCAUGGUGUUGGCUUGAUUCAUGGUGAUUUCAAGCCUGAUAAUCUGCUUAUUUGCUAUGCUAGGGAUGACCUUACAGAAGAAGGGUUCUUGGACCGAAGUGGUCCUUGGUGUGAUCAGGGUCUUUGCCUUGUAGACUGGGGAAGAGGGAUUGUUCUGGAUCUCUUUCCAGAUGACAUAGUAUUUAAGGGUGAUUGCGGAACUUCUGGAUUUCGCUGCAUUGAGAUGCAAGAGGAUAAGCCAUGGAAAUUUCAGGUAGACGCAUACGGCCUUUGCGUUGUUGUCCAUAUGAUGUUGCAUAAUUGCUAUAUGGAGAUUGCCAAAGAAGAAUCAUCUGAUGGAGGCUACAUGUAUCUUCCCAAACAACGCUUUAAACGUUACUGGAACGUUGCGCUCUGGAAGAAUUUCUUCACCAAGAUGUUAAAUCAAUACCCUGGCAAUGAUGAUAGAAGGUUGCUGCAGGAGUUGAAGAAGUCCUUCCAGGACUAUAUAAGUUCCGAUCCAAAGAUGAUAAAGGCACUAAGGGAGUUACUUGCAAAGCAAAGGACUUCUAUGUGUUGUGCUUAGAGUUUCGAAAUUACUUUCUGAACCUGUUUCAUUUUACUUAACUGUCUUCAGCUGCAGGAGGCUAUAUAUAUAUGUGUGUGUGUGUGUGUAUGUAUAUUUGAAGGAAUAUGGAAACAAAUGCAAAAUGCAAGCAAUCCAAGACAGGUUCGGAAGGUGAACAUCAAUUCAUUAUUCUUCUGAUUCUGAUUUUGCAUGCUAACAACUGCUCUUUAAUGCACUUACCCACUUACAUUAGCCUCUUUAAUGCUAAUAUUCAUUGUCCUUUGUAGUUUGAGUUGUCUGAAUUUGACUUUUCAAGUACUGAUGUAGAUACAUGUAUGAACUGAGUGC
Arachis stenosperma is the source of this 1983-nucleotide messenger RNA. Its product is annotated as mitotic checkpoint serine/threonine-protein kinase BUB1. Gene Ontology annotation, biological process: mitotic spindle assembly checkpoint signaling; protein phosphorylation; meiotic sister chromatid cohesion, centromeric. Gene Ontology annotation, molecular function: protein kinase activity; ATP binding. The record is from RefSeq and is a predicted model, not a curated record. The coding region runs from base 67 to 1653 and encodes 528 amino acids. The transcript has 14 exons. Lineage: Eukaryota; Viridiplantae; Streptophyta; Magnoliopsida; Fabales; Fabaceae.